UAGUUACUGGUGGCACCAACAAAAUCCUAUCUGACAAUUUUACAGCUACUUUAUACUGCUUCUUCCUUUUCAUUCACAUUUUGCUUCUUUGAGCUCUGUUGUAGGACUGAUUGAAUAGGCCCAACCCACUUAAAGUAAAGUCUUCUUGAGUGAAGAGAAGGGAAAACUCAGUGGAACAUCUGUGUAAUAACCACAGUAAGGGCGUGGCUCUCAUUCCUUCCUCUUCUUUCCCAUAAUUUUCUCCUGGUUUCCUAAACACACAGAUCCGUUGUCAGGGUAAAAUGGUUUUACUCUGUGAAAGAUAAAGCAAGUCUCUUUACCUAUUCAUAAGGUUUUAUUUUACACAGAAGGAGGGAUUGGAUGCUACAAGACGAGGCAUGUGGUCGACAUUGUGUUUGUGACGUUGCUGCUGAUGAAUCUGGUUUGGCAGGAUUUCUGAGGCUGAGGGAGGAGACAGGCAGAGCUGGAAGAGCAAGGAACUCCACACUGAAAGUCCAAUAAUGAAAAUGUCUGUGUUUUUCUUCUAACUUGGAGGGAUUAUCACUACUAGUGCCAAGUUUCUUCAGAAGGUUGUUUUCACAGGUGAGGCAGUUGAAGGGAUGAACUGGUCGGGUUUGGAGAACAUCCUCAGUGGGGUGAAUAAAUACUCCACAGCUUUUGGGAGGAUAUGGCUGUCUAUGGUAUUCGUGUUCAGGGUGAUGGUGUUUGUGGUGGCCGCUCAGAGGGUGUGGGGGGACGAGAGCAAGGACUUCGUCUGCAACACGAGACAGCCGGGAUGCACCAACGUGUGCUAUGACCACAUCUUCCCCAUCUCCCACAUCCGUCUAUGGGCCCUGCAGCUCAUCUUCGUCACCUGCCCGUCGCUCAUGGUCAUUGCUCACGUCAAGUUCCGAGAAGGAAAAGAUAUGAAGUAUGUGGCCGAGCACCACGGGUCGCACCUGUAUGCCAAUCCAGGGAAGAAGAGAGGAGGGCUGUGGUGGACUUACCUGGCCAGCCUCAUCUUCAAGGCUGGAUUUGAUAUGUCCUUCCUCUACAUCCUCUAUAGGAUAUACCAUGGAUAUGACCUGCCCAGGCUAUCCAAAUGUGCCCUGGAGCCAUGCCCAAACACUGUAGACUGCUUCAUCAGCCGGCCCACAGAGAAGAAAAUCUUUAUGUUGUUCAUGGUUAUAUCCAGCGCCCUGUGUAUCUUUAUGUGCGUCUGUGAGAUGUUUUAUUUGAUCGGGAAGCGCAUCAGCAAACUCCUCAAGAUUCGCCAUGACAAUCAGAGGCUAAUGUUUGCAGAGCAACACGAGCUGACCACCAUGGCUCCUCCACGGUCCCAGUACAGAAAGACUGACCCCACACUGGGAGACAGCCAGCUGAGCUUAAACAGGAAGGAGAAGAUCAGGGAAGGGUGCACCACGACAACACUAUAGGAGUAAAGAGCUCACAGACUCUAAAACACUGGAUCUUGUUUUGAACAAGAUGAAACAAUUUUCCCACAAGAGUUUUCUAUGGAAAAUACAAUUGCUGGGAACUAUAUCUUUAUCUCAAUUUUGCUGACUAUUUUGGACUCCAUUUUGAAAUCAGGGAUUGUGCUUUUAUCUCAAUGGGAGAUAGAUGGUGUUUAAGAGCGCAUCUUGAUAUGUUUUUUUAUAUUAUGUGUACAUAUUCUAGAGCACUUUCAUUGUUACUCAGACAGAAAUAUAUAAAUAGUUUAUAAAAAAUACGACAAAGCCACAAGAAGACAUGUGAUACGUUUCUGUUUGUGCCAUGAAAUUGUUGUAAUAAGUUGAAAUUGAUGUUGAAAUAAAUGUAUCCUUAGAGAAGGCUGUGUAAUCUGGAUUUAACAGUGAAAGUUGUGACUGAUUUUUGGUGAUUCUUACCAUCCAGCAAUCAUCUUCUCAGAGUCACAUGGAGAUUGUAAUUUCUAAUCUGAUAUGCACAAAAAUCUGCUCAAAUUGUAGUACACGAGUGCCUGAAAUAAGGUGUUCACAAAGUUCAUUACAUUCAGGCUUUUUAUAUCUAUAGACACCGACAAUUGACUUGUUACAAAACAAACCUGGGCACAUAUUUUACCAGUUAACCAAGCCCUAAGGAUGUACUUGUAUGGGUCAUAUUUGGGCACGAGGUGGCGCUGUUUGCCUAUUAACCCGUGGCUGGGAAUUUACAAAACUUCCAAUAUAUUGCAGCGAAAUAUAUGAGGAAAUAAAUUGCAUAAUUACAAGAAUGAACAUGGCUAUUAUAUGUUAUUAGUAUUAGCAGCCUGUGUGAUAUGGAAUAAUGUCACACAUUUUACGUAACCUUAGCCUACCUAGCCAGUAAAGUUAAUUACAAAUGAAGGAUACAGUUUAAAUAUGCAUAUUCUGCCAUUUUUCUAUUAAUUCAUUUUUAUUUUUGUAACAAUUUGUUUACUCCACCAGAUGGCGCCAAACUACAUGGAAUGGUUAAGAAAAAUUACCAUUGUUAGAUGUUUUAGAUUUUAAGAAUCACCUACAUUGUGUAGAUGUGUAGUUUUAAUUAUGCAUUAUUGUGCAAGAAUUAUACCUCGAAGACUGUUAUGUCAGUUUCAGGAUUUAAUGGGCUUCGUUUUUAUGACCCCAUUAACUACCCAUUUAAUGGCAACUAGUUUUAUUUGGACACCAAUCACUAUUAUCAUUACUAUGUAUUAUCGUUCUUAAUAAAGCUUUUUUUUUUUUUUU
Periophthalmus magnuspinnatus is the source of this 2681-nucleotide messenger RNA. RefSeq names its product gap junction protein beta 9a (gene gjb9a). Lineage: Eukaryota; Metazoa; Chordata; Actinopteri; Gobiiformes; Gobiidae. Gene Ontology annotation, biological process: cell communication. Gene Ontology annotation, cellular component: connexin complex. The transcript has 4 exons. The coding region runs from base 600 to 1415 and encodes 271 amino acids. The record is from RefSeq and is a predicted model, not a curated record.